Molecule: messenger RNA, 947 nt
Organism: Leptopilina heterotoma
Lineage: Eukaryota; Metazoa; Arthropoda; Insecta; Hymenoptera; Figitidae
Exons: 3
Coding region: 180-875 (231 amino acids)
Biological process (GO): tRNA splicing, via endonucleolytic cleavage and ligation
Molecular function (GO): nucleic acid binding
Source: RefSeq, a predicted model, not a curated record
ACAAACAAACAUUAAUAUAACCUAAAAAUUUUUGACAGGUUUAGAAGAGAACAUGAAUGUUUAUGAAACUUUUAACCGGUUUGAAAUGUUUUAAAAUUGAAUAUUAGGAUUAAUUAGUAAAGUUCAAUGUUUAUGAACAUUUCUAAAUUGUGAAGAAACAGCGAGGAAAUUAAAAUAAGAUGUUUGCCUUGUACGAUUUAUGUCAUCCAAGUUACUAUAAAAUUAGUCAGUUGGGUUGCACCGAUGGAAUUAGAAUUUCUGUUGCAUUUUACGUCUACAUGGAACUUUGUGAAGUAAAAUGUUUGAGGGAUGUAGUUUAUAAAUACAAUAAAGAAACUGAUAUUAUAUAUCUUGAAGGCAAAAAAAGUAAAAAUUCGGAGCCCGAGACAUAUGUUCCUUGGCCUUCAAUUUACAAAAUUUCUCUUGUACAAAUUGAAAGUAUACAAGAACAUUUAAACCUAAAGAGCUUUACCUUUGCAUUUAGAGGAGGUGACAGCACUACUGUUUACUACAAAGUAACUUCAGGACUCAUAAAACCGAUAUCACCUGAAGAAACCAAACUUAUAAAACAAAAGGAGGAAAAUAAAUACAAAUUGGACCAAGAAAUUAGAAAAAAUACCACAAUUUUCUAUGAAAUAGCAAAAUCUCUUGAUUCUGAGGAAAAAAUUAUUAACAUUGAAACUACAAAUUCAAACACUACUAUUAAUAAUGAAAAAUUAGUUCCUGUACUUAGUGAAAAAACAGAAGAAAUUCAACCGGAAAAAAAAGAAAUAACAACCGAUAAAAAAAGUCAAGACACAAAGAAUUCCAAAAGUUCACAACCUACUAUCAAAAGUGUUGAAAUUAUAUCUCCAAAUAAAAAAAAAAUUACAUAGAAUCUAAUUUUAAUAUUUUGUACAGAAUAUAUGAAAUAUUUUAAAUACAGGAUUUUUACUAAAACUCACUAA